CUCACUAUAUUCGAGUUCCUUUAUUUUCCUGUAUCUUUGCAACUGUGUUCAAAAAUUAUUUAUCUGUGAGCUUGUUUUUCAAUUUAAUAGUGUUGUCGGCAGUCCACUAUGCUUACAAUUUGAUAAUUCUCAGCGGGAUACGGCACAAAAUGUGUAAAGUUAUCGUGACGUUUUAGGACACGUAUGUGUUGAUGAUGUUGGAGUAUUGAUACAUAAUUUCAUGUUUGUAAUGUUUUAUAACAAAAUUUAAGUGAAAAUGCACCAUAAAACCAUCAUUUUAAUUUGCGUUAUGAUUAUGUGUUGUGAAUUCACUGAGGAAACUGCAAAAGGGCCACCUGAAAAAAAGAAAGAUGAGAGUGAGGAAGUGCAAACUGAGGAAGAUAGUACUUAUUAUGAAAGCAAGGAAUUUGUUGCCUCUAUAGAAGAUAGAGAUGGAACUACAGCUAUACGGAUUGAACCAGCACCAGAUCUAACUAAAGAACAAGACAAACAGAAAGAGGCAUUAGAUUUUAUAAUGUUAAACCAGGCCAAGCUAAUAGAAAAGAUGGUUAAAGAUUUUAAUAUCCUUAACAGGGUGAAGGAUUCUGAUAAAAAUUUAGAACCUGAAGAGCUUCCACCUGUACCAGCAUCUGUCUCACAACUAAAGGAGUUGACUCCUGAAGAAGAGGAAGCCAAAAAUAUUUAUGAAAAUGCAGCAACAAUGCUUAAUAAAACAAGGCCAGAUAAACUGAAAGCUUAUGAAUUGCUGUUGGAAGCAACAAAGAAAGGGAAUUUAGAUGCUAAAGCUUUGGUAGCUUGGGCAAAAUUGUUUGGAAAUCCCCUUAAGCAGAACAUUCAAGAAGCGAAAGAAAUGUUUGAAGAGUUAGUAGCAAUGGGUAAUCCAGAUGGGCACAUGGGGAUUGGAUUUUUAUAUGCGACUGGGCUCUCGGUAAAUGUUAGUCAGGCAAAAGCGCUAGUGUACUAUACAUUUGGCGCUUUAGGUGGAAAUACGUGGGCGCAAAUGGCGUUAGGUUAUCGAUACUGGUCUGGUAUCACUGUAACUCCUAAUUGUGAAAAAGCUUUGGAUUUUUACAGGCAGGUUGCUGAUAAAGUAAGUCAGGGAGUGUCAUUUAGUGGUGGAGCAGCUAUACAAAGAAUUCGGUUGUUAGAUGAGCUAGAAAAUGGUUACACUUCAGGAAUUUUAGACAAUGAUUUGUUUGAAUAUUAUCAGUUGCUGGCUGAAAAAGGAGAUGUUCAAGCUCAGGUUGGCCUUGGACAAUUACACUAUCAAGGAGGCAGAGGCGUCGAUCUUGAUUAUCAAAAAGCAAUGCAUUAUUUUACUCAAGCCGCUAACGCCGGUAACGCGAUGGCAAUGGCGUAUUUGGGAAAGAUAUAUUUGGAUGGAAGUGAUGAUGUUCAGGCUAACAAUGACACCGCAUUUAAAUAUUUUAAAAAGGCGUCGGAAUUAAAUAACCCCGUGGGUUUGAGCGGCCUGGGACUGAUGUAUCUUUAUGGCAGAGGAGUGGAAAAAGAUUACGCAAAAGCUUUUCAAUAUUUCCAGGCUGCGGCCGACCAAGGAUGGGUCGACGGGCAGCUGCAACUCGGCAAUAUGUAUUUCAGUGGACUGGGCGUUAAAAGGGACUACAAACUCGCUAAUAAAUACUUUUCGUUGGCCUCUCAGUCGGGGCAUGUGUUGGCGUAUUACAAUCUUGGUCAGAUGCACGCUAAAGGUACCGGAAUGCUUAGGUCAUGUACAACAGCCGUCGAACUGUUUAAAAAUGUUGCGGAAAGGGGUAGAUGGGGCGAAUUCUUGAUGAUGGCCCAUUCCGACUAUCGCUACGGACAUUACGACCAAUCGUUUAUUCAGUAUGCUUUGUUAUCCGAGUUGGGUUAUGAGGUGGCCCAGAGUAACGCUGCUUUUUUGUUAGAUAGGAACGAAGUUCCAAUGUUAAGUACUCACGAGUCGUUAGUUAGAGCACUUCUUUAUUGGGGCAGAGCAGCUGCUCAAGGAUAUUCAGCAGCUCAGGUGAAACUUGGCGAUUACUAUUAUUACGGCUUGGGAACCUCGGUUGAUUACGAAACGGCGGCUACUCAAUACCGAAUUGCUGCCGAACAGCAACAUAACGCGCAAGCUAUGUUCAAUCUCGGAUACAUGCACGAACAAGGUUUAGGUAUGGACAGGGACAUUCAUCUGGCGAAGAGGUGUUACGAUUUAGCAUCCGAAACCAACGUCGAUGCUAAAGUACCUGUUGCGUUGGCACUUCUUAAGCUAAACUUUGUUUACAGAAUGGACAACUUGAAACAUAGUCCGAUAACGAAUCUUUUAAAUUUUGAUGAAUUUUUCGGUUCCAACUGGGAUUUGUAUGUACUUUCGACGCUUAUGGCGGUCCUGGGUGUAAUCAUGUAUUUGAGAAGACCACAAGCAGACAUUCCACGCCUCUGAUAAAUAUUUCGAUAUCUAUAAAAAAUAUCUUAAUGUAAACCCCAAAUGAAUGUUGCGUUUGUUACUUAUAAAUUACGAAAACCGAACUAAAUGUAACGACUUUAAUUGGAAUGAAUUUUCGAGAGUUUCGAAAACAAUUGUUGAAUGAAUUUCUUCCAGUUGAAGUAAUUGCCAAUGCGCUGUUGAACUAAU
Cylas formicarius (sweet potato weevil) is the source of this 2614-nucleotide messenger RNA. It is a transcript of the gene Hrd3, whose product is annotated as protein sel-1 homolog 1. Bases 257 to 2422 code for a protein of 721 amino acids. The transcript has 12 exons. Lineage: Eukaryota; Metazoa; Arthropoda; Insecta; Coleoptera; Brentidae. Gene Ontology annotation, cellular component: endoplasmic reticulum membrane. Gene Ontology annotation, biological process: ERAD pathway. The record is from RefSeq and is a predicted model, not a curated record. Gene Ontology annotation, molecular function: protein binding.